This is a messenger RNA of Psammomys obesus (fat sand rat), 2012 nucleotides long. RefSeq names its product cAMP responsive element binding protein 3 like 3 (gene Creb3l3). The record is from RefSeq and is a predicted model, not a curated record. Gene Ontology annotation, molecular function: DNA-binding transcription factor activity, RNA polymerase II-specific; RNA polymerase II cis-regulatory region sequence-specific DNA binding. Lineage: Eukaryota; Metazoa; Chordata; Mammalia; Rodentia; Muridae. The transcript is spliced from 10 exons. Gene Ontology annotation, biological process: regulation of transcription by RNA polymerase II. Gene Ontology annotation, cellular component: nucleus. The coding region runs from base 115 to 1551 and encodes 478 amino acids.
UGGGCCUGGAGCUGCUGGCCCGUAUUUCAGCAUCCUUUGGGGGUGGAGACGUGGCAAACGGAGCCUCGGGCUGCGCCGGGGACCCUGGAGGGGGCUGCCACGGGCUCGGGGCUCAUGGAUGUGGACAGAGCGACCGGAAAGAUGUCGUCCCCUGCCUGCGCCAUGGGUCCCUUGGACAGCGUGGAACUCCUUGACCUGCUGUUUGACCAGCAGGAUGGCAUCCUGAGAAAUGUAGAGCUGGCUGAGGGCUGGAGCCUCGCCUCGGAGGAGCAGAAGGUUCUACCACAUUCUGACUCUGAUGACUUCCUGACUUCCAUCCUGGGGCCUGGAGACUCUGACCCCAGCUCCCCCAUAUGGUCCCCCACCGACAGCGACAGUGGCAUCUCCGAGGAUCUACCCUCAGAUCCCCAGGACACCCCUCCCCGUAGUGGCACUGGACCAGCUAACACGGCAGCCAGGGGUCAUCCAAGCCAACAAGGCAAGGGGCCUUGCCCCUCCUACCUGCCCAGCACCCCGUGCCCUGUGCCUCCAAGGACACAAGUCCUUGAGUCCUCCGUGGCUAUUGACCUGGACAUGUGGGGUACGGACACGCUGUACCCAGAGGAGCAGACCGGCUCGCCCUCUCGCUUCAAUCUCACCGUGAAGGAGUUGCUGCUAUCCGGUGGCGGUGGAGACUUGCAACAGCAUUCCUUGGCCGCCUCCCAGCUCCUGGGGCCUGGGAAUGGGCAUUGCCAGGAGCUGGUGCUGACGGAGGAUGAGAAGAAGCUGUUGGCUAAAGAGGGGGUGACCCUCCCAACCCAGCUGCCUCUCACCAAGUAUGAGGAGCGAGUGCUGAAAAAAAUCCGCAGAAAGAUCCGGAACAAGCAGUCAGCCCAGGAAAGCAGGAAGAAAAAGAAAGAAUACAUCGACAGUCUGGAGAGCCGGAUGUCGGCGUGUACCGCCCAGAACCAGGAGCUGCAUAGGAAGGUUUUGCAUUUGGAAAAGCAGAAUCUGUCCCUUCUGGAGCAGCUGAAGCACCUGCAGGCCCUAGUGGUCCAGUCCACCAGCAAGCCCGCCCACGCGGGCACCUGCAUAGCGGUCCUUCUGCUGUCCUUCGUCCUGAUCAUCCUCCCCUCCAUCAGCCCGUUCACCUCCAACAAAGUCGACAGCCCUGGAGAUUUCGCGCCAGUGCGAGUGUUUUCCAGGACCCUCCACAACCACGCUGCACCCCGCGUGGCUCCCGACGUCACCCCCGGGUCCGAGGUCCCAGGACCCUGGCCCGACGCUGGUACGCCCCACAAAGGGCCUCCCUCCGGCAGCCUCGCUGCAGACUGGGGGAAAUUUCUGGAAAUACCAAUGCUGGGCAACCCGACGGAAGAGCUGGACAACUCCACCCUGCUGCUGGUCAACUCCACGGAGGAGCUGGGCAGGGCCGCCCUGCUGGCCUGGCUGCAGCCGCUGCUCAGCCCGGGCCGGGUGGGGCUGCAGAUGGCAGAGGAGCAAAUGUGGCUGUCUUGGAUCCCCACGUGGCUCAGGGUCCGUCUGCUGCAGGGUGCCCUGGGAGAGCUGUGACGGGCAGUGACAGGCCCAGACUCACGGAUAACCCCCGGCCUGACGGAGCCUCCUGGAGGCGCUGACCCACAGAUUAGGUGGAAGUGGGGCCGCCAGGCACAAAGACAUGAAGAGCCUGCUGUAGGACAUGGCCUAGAUCCCUUUACCCAGACAGACAGACAGACACUUUACACAUAAUCGUGAUCCCCAACUCUCCCCUGAUCACCGGGCAGAUGCAGAGCCUGUGGGGAGCCAGGUUUCAUCACGGGCUGCGGCUGGACUUUAGAGGGGGUCCAGCCUGAGGACAGCCAUCUUCCUCUUUUCUUUCAGAGAUAGGGUCUCACUCUGUAGACCAGGCUGGCCUUGAACUCACAGAGACGUGGCUGCCUCUGUCCUGAGUGCUGGGAUCACGGGCCUGCGCCGCCUGGCUGAUCCCCCCUUUUCUAAGACUGUGUGACUUUCAAUAAAGUAUUUUGGCAGUA